AUGCAAAACUCGAAUGAGCAACAACCAAUUAUUUCUGAGGUGAAUGAUUUGCAAUUGGGAACAAGUGAGGAUGAUCAUUCUAUUAUUGCUGCAAGAGUUGUUGAUGAGGAGGAAGAGAGUGGAAAAAUAAAAUCCUACUCCGAUAAGAAUAAUUAUCAAGAAGGAAAUUCCUCCGACAUUAAACAAGGAGCCUUCAUGGAUUUAAAAUUACUAUCCUACAAUGUGUUUAUGAGACCAAUUGUCAAGACAAAUAAGAGUGAUUAUAAAGAUGCACGAUUGGAUGAGUUGAUUAUCAAGAUGAAGGAGGACAAUUUUGAUAUUAUUUGCUUACAGGAAUUAUUUUCGACAGCAAGUAAUCGAUUGAGUAAAUUAUUGAAGGAAUUUUCGGAUUUUGAACAUGUGCACUUGUCGAGAAAUACUUGGAAGUUGAAACCAAUUGAUUCUGGAUUGGUUAUUAUGAGUCGUUUUCAAAUUGUUGAAAGAGAUUCUUUCAUAUUUUCACAAGGAUCGAAUAUUGAUGGAUAUACCACAAAGGGAGUUUUGAGUGUCUUGCUGGAUAUUUCAAAGAAGGAUUCACAGGAGAAGAAAUAUCUCCUCAUAUUCAAUACUCACACUCAGGCUAAUUAUGAUUUGAAGGACGAAAGCUAUUGGAAAAUUCAACAAUCUCAAGUGAGUGAAAUGGCAAUUUUCAUUCACAGAAAGAUGAAACAAUUCAGUGGAGUUUCAGCAUUGGUUUGUGGUGAUUUCAAUAUCGAUGCCAGAAAUAAGCCAGAAUGGUACAAUUGGAUGAUGGAUCGUCUUAAUGAAAUUAACAAUAAUGAAGCAUUAGAAGCUUUGAAAAAACAAUAUCCUCUCGACAUUUCCCCUCUUCAAGGUUCUCACAUAUCUGAUGAAUAUACAUCCAUUGUAAAGGAAUUAUCAGAAAGGAAGGGUGAAUCAGAAUCCAAACUUUCAAUUACAGAUCUAGUAUUGGAGAAACAAGGCAAUCAUCCAAUUUCUUUUGGAGAUUUCAUUGUGGAGAAUGGAACAGAGAAACCAAGAGAGGUCAUUCUCACCAAUCCAGAAACUCUCAUCACUAAGGAAAGACUCGACUAUAUCUUUCUAGUUGAAUCAUCCCUUCAAAUCCCAACACUUUCUGUGCAGAAUUGUUGCAUUGAACCAUUCUUUCGACCAUUAGAGAAAAUUACCGAAUCCAUGCCUUGCACUCAACUUUCAGAUCAUUAUGCAGUUUCUCUCUCCUGUACAUUUUAA
Naegleria gruberi is the source of this 1251-nucleotide messenger RNA. RefSeq lists its product as uncharacterized. Gene Ontology annotation, molecular function: sphingomyelin phosphodiesterase activity. Gene Ontology annotation, cellular component: cytoplasm; extracellular region. The coding region runs from base 1 to 1251 and encodes 416 amino acids. The record is from RefSeq and is a predicted model, not a curated record. The transcript has a single exon. NCBI's taxonomy places the organism in Eukaryota, Heterolobosea, Eutetramitea, Acrasida, Naegleriidae.